Molecule: messenger RNA, 1949 nt
Organism: Lepus europaeus (European hare)
Lineage: Eukaryota; Metazoa; Chordata; Mammalia; Lagomorpha; Leporidae
Gene: LACTB
Product: lactamase beta
Exons: 6
Coding region: 30-1688 (552 amino acids)
Source: RefSeq, a predicted model, not a curated record
UCAGAGGCGGCGGGUUCUCCACCGACGCCAUGUACCGGCUCCUGUCAGCCAGGACGGCGCGGGCCGCGACCCCCGGGGGCCGGGCCUGGAGCUUCGGGCGGCGCCGGGCCCACCAGCGCGCCGGGCUGCCUCCGCUGGGCCCCGGCUGGGCUGGGGGCCUGGGGCUGGGGCUGGGGCUGGCGCUAGGGGUGAAGCUGGCGGGUGGGCUGAGGGGGGCGGCCCCCGCGCAGCCCGCCGCGGCCCCCGACCCCGACGCGUCUCCUCAGGCCGAGCCUCCGCAGGAGCAGUCCGUCGCCCCCUGGCCUCCGCAGACCCCGGCGCCGCCCCCUUCCAGGUGCUUCGCCAGAGCCAUCGAGAGCAGCCGCGACCUGCUGCACAGGAUCAAGGACGAGGUGGGCGCACCAGGCAUAGUGGUUGGAGUUUCUGUGGAUGGCAAAGAAGUCUGGUCAGAAGGUUUAGGUUAUGCUGAUGUUGAGAACCGUGUGCCAUGUAAGCCAGAGACGGUUAUGAGAAUUGCCAGUAUCAGCAAAAGCCUCACCAUGGUUGCUCUUGCCAAAUUGUGGGAAGCAGGGAAACUGGAUCUUGAUAUUCCAGUGCAACAUUAUGUUCCUGAAUUCCCAGAAAAAGAAUAUGAAGGUGAAAAGGUUUCUGUCACAACAAGAUUACUGAUUUCCCAUUUAAGUGGAAUUCGUCAUUAUGAAAAGGACAUGAAAAAGGUGAAAGAAGAGAAAGCUUACAAAGCCUUGAAGAUGAUGAAAGGGACGAUGGUAUCUGACCACGAGAGAGAACUGAAAGAAAAAGGAGGCAAAAAUAACGACAAGAAUGACUUUGCUAAACCUAAGACAGAGCAGGAUCCUGAAGCCAAAGGCCGGAAUUCAAAACCUGGCAAAAAGAAGAAUGAUUUUGAACAAGGCGAAUUAUAUUUGAAAGAAAAAUUUGAAAAUUCUAUUGAAUCCCUAAGAUUAUUCAAAAAUGAUCCUUUGUUCUUUAAACCUGGUAGUCAGUUUUUAUAUUCAACUUUUGGCUACACCCUACUGGCAGCCAUAGUAGAAAGAGCUUCAGGAUAUAAAUAUUUGGACUACAUGCAGAAAAUAUUCCAAGACUUGGAUAUGCUGACAACUGUUCAGGAAGAAAACGAGCCAGUGAUUUACAAUAGAGCAAGAUUUUAUGUUUACAAUAAAAAGAGACGUCUUGUCAACACACCUUACGUGGAUAAUUCCUAUAAGUGGGCUGGUGGUGGAUUUCUGUCUACAGUGGGUGACCUUCUGAAAUUUGGGAAUGCGAUGCUGUAUGGCUACCAAGUCGGGCUGUUUAAGAACUCAAAUGAAAACCUUUUACCUGGCUAUCUCAAACCUGAAACAAUGGUUAUGAUGUGGACACCAGUCCCUAACACGGAGAUGUCUUGGGAUAAAGAGGGUAAAUAUGCAAUGGCGUGGGGUGUUGUGGAAAAGAAGCAGACAUAUGGUUCGUGUAGGAAGCAGCGGCACUACGCCUCACACACGGGGGGCGCGGUGGGUGCCAGCAGCGUCUUGCUGGUCCUUCCUGAAGAACUGGAUACAGAGGCUAUCGACAACAAGGUCCCCCCAAGGGGGAUCGUUGUCUCUAUCAUAUGUAACAUGCAAUCUGUUGGUCUCAACAGCACUGCUUUAAAGAUUGCCCUGGAAUUUGAUAAAGACCGAGCAGACUGAGAACAAUAUUAUACAUGAAAAAAAUGAGCUAUCUGGGGCUCUGUUUGAAACGUGAAAGUUCUAAACUACAUGAGGUUUUUAAGAAUGAAUUUGUAACAGAGUAUAUAAGUGAAUGCACAGAAUUAUGUACCUCUAAUUGCUUACUUUUGUAACUGUCCUUUUAUUGUAGAAUUAAUUCUUUACACUCAGGGAAGUAACUAUUGGUUUUUAACUUCUGGAAAAUGGUGUUAACUCUUGAAAUAAAAUAUUCUGGUAAAAAUA